CUUACUGUCAAUUAUCGUAUGGAUGAUGAUGAUGAUACUAUGUACAAUUUUCAUAUGUUUACUUUGAUUUUUUCCUUAUCAUUAUCAAUACUUUGGUCAUCAUUUCGUACAUGGUCAAUGAUGAAUCGUAAUCAUGAUCUUAAUAAUACAAUGCACAUUUUUAAUUGGCAAAUUAUACCAAUAUUUAUUAAUUACAUUAUAAUAUCAGUAUCAAAUAUAAUCGCAUUCAUUCUGUUUAUAUUCAUUAUGAAUAGAAUUCUUAUUUUUAAAUAUCAAUCGAUGAUUCGAGCACUUAUAUUCACUGAUCAGCAUCAAAAACAAUUUUUACAAUAUUUAAUUGUAAUUUUUAUUUGUAAAAUUAUUGAAAUGACUAAAAAAUUGACUGAUUCAACAUCGAUUGAAAUUUUUUUCAUUGAUUGGGAACGUCCAAAAAGAAGACAAGAACAAUUUAAACGUACAAUAUCGCCUAGAAUUUCGGACAAUGUAAGCAAAGAUUCGAAUAGAAAAAUGUUUAAUGGUUCGGAUAUAACCGAUGUAAGCAUAUGGAGAAGUUAUUUUCUUGCAAAUGAAUGGCUGGAAUUAUCUGUAAGACGUCGAAUCAAUAUUGCAUUACAUCUUUUUUUAAUUGUCAUCAUUCUAGAAACAGAAGAAUUUCAUAAUUUCUGUAAACUUGCGCCACAAUCUUAUAUAAAAUUAUUGCCCAAUAAAAACUAUUCGGAUGAAAUACCUGAAUGCCAAGCCAUACGUAUACCUACAAUAGCCUCAAUAUAUAUCAUUUUAAUUUUGAUUCAAUAUUUUUAUAAAAAAUUUUUUAAAGAAAAUUUCAUAUGCAACAAACUUGAAGAAUUUAUUGAUCUUUGUUCAGUUAGCAAUAUAAGCGUUUUUUGUCUUCGUUAUAAAAAAUAUGGUUACUAUAUUCAUGGAAUUUCACCACAUGGUCAAAGUGAUGUAAAUAUGUUGGAAAUGUAUCGAUUAUUAGAUAUGGAAGAAAGUGAUCUUUGUUCAAAACGUGGUCUAUUACCAAACACUGAUCAACAAACAUUUGAAAUGUAUUUACCAUCAAUUAUUUAUGAAUAUUUUAAAGAAUAUCGUCAACGAUUAAUGGAAACAGAAUCUAUUAGUAAUAAUAAUAAUAAUAAACGACCAAUCAAAACAUUUGGUUCGAUUAAUCUAAGCGAUUUGGAUAAAACUAAAAUGGUUUCAACAUAUGUUCAAAUUAAUAAUUUUCUUAUCAAUUUUAUUGCUCAUAUGUUGGAUAAAGCUGAUUAUAGAGUACAGGAUAAAACAAGUUUAGAAUCAAUGUUGGAUUUUGAAUCAUCAUCGGUUUCGCAGGGAAUUGGAUAUUUUUACAAUGAUAAUAAUAAUUUAUUCGAGAAUAUUUUAUUCAAUGGACUUGAAACAACAUUGAUCACUUUAGAAUUGAUCACAUUUAUAAUUGUCGAUUUAGUAUCACAUGAUUUUAUUAUCGAUGCUUUUGUCACUUAUUUACUAUCAAUGUUUGCACAAAGUAUAUAUGGAAGAUUAGCACGAAAAAAUUUAGUUCAAAAAACUUUGGUCGAUGAACGAUUCCUAUUCUAAAUGAUUGAUGAUGGAUGGAUGGAUGAAUGCUCACCGCAAAAGACAUUCUUGUUUCUUCUU
Messenger RNA from Dermatophagoides pteronyssinus (European house dust mite), 1638 nucleotides. RefSeq names its product meckelin. Gene Ontology annotation, biological process: cilium assembly. Gene Ontology annotation, cellular component: MKS complex; ciliary transition zone. Lineage: Eukaryota; Metazoa; Arthropoda; Arachnida; Sarcoptiformes; Pyroglyphidae. The record is from RefSeq and is a predicted model, not a curated record.